Messenger RNA from Nicotiana tabacum (common tobacco), 1953 nucleotides. The record is from RefSeq and is a predicted model, not a curated record. NCBI's taxonomy places the organism in Eukaryota, Viridiplantae, Streptophyta, Magnoliopsida, Solanales, Solanaceae.
AUGGAAGAAGGAAUGGAACUUGAAAAUGAUAGUCAGCAGUUGUAUGUAAAUAGGUUCAAGAAGAGGAAGUCUGUGAAACUAGUAAGGAAGUUGAAGCAAGAGGAGAAGUUGAUCCUCUUCAGGGAAAGAAUCACCUGCUACAAGGUGAUGAUGCUAGACUCAAGACAGUGGAUGCUAGAACCGUUAGGAAAUAUGGCUGAAGAUGAAGCUCAGUUAUUCAUGGUGAGAGUCCUGCCUACAGAGGAUUCUAAAGAUGUAAAAAUCCUUCAAUCUGCAGGGAUAGAAACAGGAAUCGGGAAUCUUAUAGAAGAGUACCAGGUUAUGUUUUCAGAACCUUCUGGGCUUCCACCUUCUAGAGGACUAUUCGACUAUAGAAUACCUUUAGAUGCUGGUAGUAACCCAAUUAACAUCAGGCCUUACAGCAUGUAUCAAGUGUUCAGCAAAAGCAUGGAGGAGCACCUGCAUGUUGAAUACCUUGGCCACUUUAUCUCUGUUGAUGGUGUUGCCACUGAUCCCAGAAAAAUUAUUGUUGUACAAGACUGGCCUAUUCCAACCAUUAUUAAGCAGCUAAGAGGGUUCUUGGGGCUGGCUGGAUAUUAUAGAAGUGAUAAGGCUACCACAACCUUUGAAGCUCUAAAUACAGCCUUGGUUACUGCUCCUGUAUUGGCUUUGCCUGAUAGCUCUCAACAGUUCAUAGUAGAGACUGAUGCAUAUGAUAUUGGAAUAGGAGCAUAUCUGACAGGAUGGCACUUCAUAGUAAGGACUGAUCAAAAGGCACUUAAGUUUCUUUUGGAGCAAAAGUUACACACAGGAACUCAAAUGAAAUGGAUAGCCAAGGUCAUACAAUUUGACUUUACUAUUGAAUACAAGAAAGGAAGGGAGAACAAGGCUGCAAACUCACUAUCUAGACUGCCUGAAGCUGAGCUAGUUGCACUACAUAUCAACAAUGCUGGGGCAAUCUUGUUCCAAAGAAUCAUUGGAAGCUGGCAGAAUGAUCUUGAGCUGCAGGAAUUGAUCAAGAAGAUACAGAGCAAGGAAGAAGGAAACAAUGGUUAUUCUUAUGAUAAACAACAUUUAAGGAAGAAUGGGAGGCUAGUUGUGGGAAAUGAUGCAGAAUUAAGAAGGGAUCUGAUUCAGCAAUGGCACGACCUUGCUAUAGGAGGUCACUCAGUUGCAGACAUAGCUCAAUUAUUCCUGGAUAAUGUCUACAAACUACAUGGUACGCCUGAGAAUAUAGUUAGUGAUAGAGAUCUAGUGUUUGUCAGCAAAGUUUGGCAAGAGCUUUUCUCUGCUCAUGGAGUUACUUUAAGCACCUCUACUGCUUAUCAUCCCCAAUCGGAUGGGCAGACUGAGGACUGGUACUUGUAUUUGCCCUUCGCUGAGUGGUGGUACAAUACCACAGACCAUUAUGCUACCCAAACCACCCCUUAUGAAGCUCUUUAUGGACAACCCCCUCCUAUACAUUUACCUUACCUUCCUGGAGAUGUUGUUGAUAAACAAGUAGACAUGAGUCUUAUCGCCAGAGAAUUCAAGACACAGCUCCUCAAGCACCACCUUAAUCAAGCUCAACAAAGGAUGAUCUCUCAAGCUAACCAUCACAUGUCAGAUAGGCAGUUCCAAGUGGGUGAUUGGGUCUACUUAAAGAUUCAACCUUACAGGCAAUUCACCCUGUCUACCACUCACUUUUCAAAGCUAGCAGCCAAGUACUAUGGACCUUAUCAAAUCAUUCAGAAAAUUGGCGCAGUUGCCUACAAAUUGAGCCUUCCCUCCAACAUCACCAUACACCUCACCUUUCAUGUUUCCCUCCUAAAACCAUGCUACAAGGUCCCUGAUAAUAUAACUCAUCCUCCAGUCAUGGACAUUACCAGCCCUUACUGCCCUACUCCUAAGUCCAUACACGACAGAAGAAUGAUCAAAAAGAGGAACAAAGUUAUAGCUCAAGUUCUUGUGUAA